Molecule: messenger RNA, 714 nt
Organism: Emiliania huxleyi CCMP1516
Lineage: Eukaryota; Haptophyta; Isochrysidales; Noelaerhabdaceae
Exons: 1
Coding region: 1-714 (237 amino acids)
Molecular function (GO): oxidoreductase activity, acting on a sulfur group of donors, disulfide as acceptor
Source: RefSeq, a predicted model, not a curated record
AUGCUCUGCUUCACGACGAGCCUCGUUGUCGCCAUGUCCACGGCCGACCGCGUGUCUGUUGAGAUCAUGGCGGAGAGUUACUGCCCUUGCGCCGGCGCGUGGGAAGCCGGGUGGCAAAACGACAUGCUCCCAAAGAUUGGUGAGAUUGCGACGCUCUCACGUUUCUUCGACGCCAAGAAAAAUGGCACGCAGGCCUGCUGCAACCCAUCCGCGGGGGCCGACGCAAGCUGCAUGCAUACCAAGAGCGAGUGUGUGGCCGACACUCUCCAGCGCUGCGUCCAAGCGUAUUACCCGAAAGUAUGGCUCGAGUUCACAAACUGCAUCUCGGGACCGUGCGGCGGCAGCCGGCCUGACGUCCUUGGCUGCAAGUACCAGUUUGACAUCGGCCAGCCGAAGAACUUGGCACGCGAGCAGAUCUGCGCCCAGAACUUGACGGUAAACUGGACAACGAUAACGACCUGCUGGCGGGGGGCAGAAGGAGUACAGCUCAUGCAAGGCGACGCCGACAAGUCCGACUCUGUCGAGCCCCGUUACGGGCUCGCUGGGCUGCCGGUCGUGUGGAUCAACGGCCAGCUCUUCUCUCACUUUUUCGACUGCCGGUUUGCUGGCAGGGAGCGCUACCAGCAUGCGCUGCUCGAGGCCAUUUGCGCUGCUUCAGGCGCAGCUGUACUUCCCGAAGCGUGCAAGUCGAAGUCCGCCGUGUUAUUCCAGUAA